Messenger RNA from Nerophis ophidion (straightnose pipefish), 950 nucleotides. Its product is annotated as phospholipase A and acyltransferase 3-like. The transcript has 4 exons. Bases 254 to 718 code for a protein of 154 amino acids. Gene Ontology annotation, cellular component: cytoplasm. Gene Ontology annotation, biological process: N-acylphosphatidylethanolamine metabolic process. NCBI's taxonomy places the organism in Eukaryota, Metazoa, Chordata, Actinopteri, Syngnathiformes, Syngnathidae. The record is from RefSeq and is a predicted model, not a curated record. Gene Ontology annotation, molecular function: A2-type glycerophospholipase activity; glycerophospholipid phospholipase A1 activity.
GCUCAAAGAGAAGUGGGAACCCAUCAUUCAUUCACACCUGGUGGUGGUAAGCUACAUCUGUAGCCACAGCUGCCCUGGGGUAGACUGACGGAAGAGUGGCUGCCAAUUUGCGCCUACGGCCCCUCCGACCAUCAUUCAUCAUUCAUUCACCAGUGUGAGCGGCACCGGGGGCAAAGGUGAAGUGUCCUGCCCAAGGACACAACGGCAGCGAUUUGAAUGUCAUUAGGAUGAAGUGAAACCCCAGCCUGGGGACAUGAUAGAGAUCUCCAGGUCGGGCUACCAGCACUGGGCUUUGUACGAGGGCAACGGCAUGGUGGUCCACAUAACUAUCCCCUCGGAGUCCGAAGGUGCGGGCCUCAGCGGUGUGAUGUACCUCAUUAAUAAGGACACGGCCCUGGUGAAGCGGGAGAAGCUGAGCACGGUGGUGGGGAGCGAUCGCUACCGAGUCAACAACAGCCUGGAUGACAAAUACCAACCCUGCCCAGUUUCUGUCAUCUUGACAGAAGCCAAAAAUAUGGUAGGCCAGGUGAUGCCCUACUCCGUCUUCAGUGAGAACUGUGAGCACUUUGUCACCAACCUGCGCUACGGAAUACCAGAGUCCCGCCAGGUGAGCCAGGUGAGAGAUGCGUUGAAAGAUGUGGCCAAAGGUUCCGCAGCCAUCGCAGCUACAGCUCUGUUUGGACUGACUGGCAACAACAAGGACAAGCGAAACCAGUAACACACUAAUGUAACAUUCACCAGCAGAGCCUAAGACACUUCAACAAACACAGGUCAUUAACACACUACAUUUGUACACCUUUUAUAUGCUGUCAAUGUUAUGUUGUUAUCAAAUAAAGGGAAGCUUUUUAUUUAUCUACAGAAAUUUGCACUAUAUUAAUAACGCCAAUAAAUCCGCCAAUUUCCUCUGCUGUGACAUGUCAAUGUGAAUAAAAAUAUUUGAAGGCAUCUUA